AUGGCCAAACGUACGAAAAAGGUUGGAAUUACCGGCAAAUAUGGUACGCGUUACGGUGCCUCCUUGCGUAAAAUGGUUAAGAAAAUGGAAGUGACACAACACGCCAAAUACACUUGUUCUUUCUGCGGUAAAGAUGCAAUGAAGCGUUCCUGCGUUGGUAUCUGGUCCUGCAAGCGAUGCAAGAGGACAGUAGCUGGUGGAGCGUGGGUGUUCUCUACCACAGCAGCUUCAUCCUGCCGUUCAGCAGUUAGAAGAAACCUACUUUUAGAUAUUUCUGACGGCUCCAAGUCUAAUUCUAUGUAUUCUGACUGCUUCGGCGAUGGUUGGGAUUGUAGUAAGAAGACAAAUGAAGUUACUGUUAGAAAUGUAGAAGAGUUCCGAGGUAAAAAGGCAGCAAUAGCAGCUGCUUUACAAAACAAUAUAGAAGAGGAAGAGACAAAUUUGGAAGAGAAUGAGGUAGAACAAGAUAUUGGUGAUGAUGGAUUGUUGCUACCGCCAUAUCCAAGGUCAAGGCUUAAGAGAUGGGCCCCUGUAGAACCUGUAAGACCGCAGGGUGAUUCUCCAGGAGAGAUGGGUAAAGCAGUAAACAUUCCAAUAGAACAGGAGAAACUUAUGUUGGAUAAAUUUCAAGAGAAUCAGUUCAAUUUGUUAGCUAGUGAUAUGAUCUCACUGAAUAGAUCACUAACAGAUGUUAGAUUUGAAAAAUGCAAAGACAAGCCAUACCCGAACCUGCUGCCAACAACGAGCGUCGUUAUUGUCUUCCAUAACGAGGCAUGGACGACAUUAAUACGAACUAUUUGGAGCACUAUCAAUCGAUCGCCUCGUCCUUUGCUCAAGGAGAUCAUUCUGGUUGAUGAUGCAAGCGAAAAAGAACACCUCGGCAAAAAACUUGAGGACUACAUAAAGACUCUCCCAGUGCCAACUCACCUUUUCCGAACGGAAAAUCGCUCGGGACUCAUACGGGCGCGACUUUUGGGGGCGAAACACGUCAAAGGAGACGUCAUUACAUUCCUGGAUGCCCAUUGCGAAUGCACAGAGGGCUGGCUCGAACCACUGUUAGCUAGAAUAGUAGAAGACAGAACGACAGUGGUUUGCCCGAUCAUUGACGUCAUAUCUGACACGACCUUCGAAUACAUACAGGCGUCAGACAUGACCUGGGGUGGUUUCAACUGGAAACUCAACUUUAGAUGGUAUAGGGUGCCCGAGCGGGAGAUGACGCGGCGCGGCGGCGACCGCACGGCCCCGCUUAGGACCCCCACAAUGGCCGGUGGCCUGUUCGCUAUCGACCGGGACUACUUCUACAAGAUCGGCUCCUACGACGAGGGCAUGGAUAUCUGGGGCGGAGAGAACCUCGAGAUGAGCUUCCGGGUGUGGCAGUGCGGCGGCCGGCUGGAGAUAGUGCCGUGCUCGCACGUGGGCCACGUGUUCCGCGACAAGUCGCCGUACUCGUUCCCGGGCGGUGUCCAGAACGUGGUGCUGCACAACGCGGCCCGCGUCGCCGAAGUCUGGAUGGACGAGUGGGGGGAGUUCUAUUACGCCAUGAACCCAGGGGCGCUGAACGUGCCCGUCGGUGACGUCAGCGAACGCAAAGCGCUCAGACAGAGGCUGAAGUGCAAGAGCUUCAGGUGGUACUUGGAGAACAUUUACCCUGAGAGCCAGAUGCCGUUGGAAUACUACUUCCUCGGAGAGAUCCGUAACGCCGAGACGUCCAACUGCUUGGACACAAUGGGCGGCAAGGCGGGCCAGCCGCUCGGCAUGGGCUACUGCCACGGAAUGGGCGGCAACCAGGUGUUCGCGUACACGAAACGCAAGCAGAUCAUGUCGGACGACAACUGCCUCGACGCGGCGCACCCGCGCGGCCCCGUCAAGCUGAUACGGUGCCACGGGAUGCGCGGGAACCAGGAGUGGACAUAUGACAGCAAGACGCGGACGAUAAAGCACACCAACACCGGCAUGUGCCUGGACAAGCCGGAGUCUUCUGACGUGUGGAAGCCGGUGCUGCGGGCUUGCAACCGAUCGCGGGGCCAGCAGUGGCUGAUGCAGGUGGAUUUCAAGUGGCAGGCGCGCAGAAAUGCUCGCAGCCCGCCGAGC
Molecule: messenger RNA, 2091 nt
Organism: Iphiclides podalirius (scarce swallowtail)
Lineage: Eukaryota; Metazoa; Arthropoda; Insecta; Lepidoptera; Papilionidae
Source: the annotation of a GenBank genome assembly